GGGUAUCCCUUUAGCUGUCCUGUAGGCUACCUGGAAAACCUCGCCAGUUAGGCGUCCUAGCCAGGUGCGUGAGCCAUUUUGCAACUGAAGCCAGUCUCUAAACCAGGCGUGUUAAACAGCAGUGGUUUUGUGUGACCUCUCUCCAUCCUGCUACUGGUGAAAGAUUCAAACUUGGCUUUUUUUUAGAAGGGUGUAAAAAAGCAGCAGCGUCUCAGGAGGGAGAGCUGGUUGUAAAGUACAGCCUGCUGACAAAAAAGUCAUACUUGUGUAUCAAACACACGCGUGUGUGUGUGUGUGUGUUGGGGAAUGUCAGCAUGAAGGGUCAUUUCUGGCCUCUGAUGGACCCGCCCGAACCCCUGAGGCUCCUCUCUUGUUUUUAAUGCUGUUUUUGACUAAACCAGUGGAACCAGACCUCCGUGGGCACCAUGAAUACCCCGGCGUCUCACCUGCAGAUCCGCACCUUUUUCAGGCCUUUUACGUUAAAGAGAGGCACAUUACAGGCAUUGUGGAUAAACUAGUAAGGUGGCCUGCUGGCCGCAGGGACUGUUGUGAUUCAGCUUUUGGGAAGGGGAGGAGGCUGGUUCGGGGGAGUGACCCACGGAGGGGCCAGCUGGGUCCUAUAAAGCAGUACCGCCAUCUCUGUUUGGGACAGCCCCGGGUUUGUCCGGUCCUAGCCAGACUCCACAGUCCAAAGCGUCUGCAGCUCCUGCUCCUGGGUCCGGUCCGGUUCGGUUCGGUGUGUUCGCGCUCCGCCGCCAUGGCACCUGUCCUCCGCCUGCUCCUGGUCGCGGCUGCGCUCCUUCCAACUGCGACAUCAGCCAGCCUCAACGAGACUACGUAUGUAGUGACAGUCAGCUCGGUUCUGACGGGAGGCGAACAGGAGACCUUGUGUGCACAGAUCCAGAAUCCCACAGCACGCCUCUCCCUGACCAUCAGCCUGGCCCUGGACACCACCAGCAGCAUUAUUCUACAGCAAAGUAUCACCCAGAACUUCUACACAUGCGUACGGUUCAAGGUUCCUUUAGUGCUGGUCAACACCGUGGCAACCAUUCAGGUAUCACUUCAGGACGAGGCCACCUCGGUAAACAAGACUACCAAAGUCAUGAUUGAGCCUCCGGAUAUAAUCCACCUCAUCCAGACUGACAAACCCAUCUACAAACCAGGACAAACCGUCCAGUUCCGGAUCGUCUCAAUGGAUGUCAACUUCCUCCCUGUGGACCAAGUGUACACAGAAGUGACGCUGCAGGAUCCAAACACUAACCGCAUCGCCCAGUGGCUGAAUAAGACCAUCGUCGGCAUUGGCAUCCUCGACUUUUCAUUCCUGAUUAUUCCCGAGGCUGCACAGGGAACGUACACGAUCACGGCCGUGACGGACAAAGGAGAAGAGAUCAACAACAACUUUGACAUCAAGGAGUACGUCCUGCCAAAGUAUGAGGUGAACAUCUUCCUGCCCAGUGUGAUUACCAUCCUCGACAAAGAGGCCACAGUGAAGAUUUGUGGGAAAUACACUUAUGGAAAACCAGUUCAGGGGAGAGCCAAGGUGGAGUUUUGCCGAAAAGCCACCUGGUUUUUCUGGUUUACUGAGCGGAGAGCAGAAGACAUCUGCAGGAGCUUUGAGCUGACUACGGAUAAAACUGGAUGUGCUUCAGUAAAGGUGAAGUUGUCAGAGUUCGCCCUCAAUCAGUACUCCUACGCUGACAGUUUUGAUGUAACUGCUGAGCUUGAGGAGUUUGGCACAGGAGUUACUCUGAAGAGUUCUGGGUCGGCUACCUUCACCAGUCAGAUCCGAACGAUCACCUUCGUAGACGUUCCCUCAUCCUACAAACCUGGAAUACCCUUUGAAGGAAAGAUCAGAGUCACGGGUCCAAAUGACCAGCCGAUUGCUAACGAGGUGGUCUACCUGUAUGUCGAAGACUCAACGAAAAUAACUCUCUCUACGGACCUGAAAGGCUUGAUUCUGUUUUCUCUGGACACGACAUACUGGAAGAACUCUGUGUCUUUGCGGGCAACCACUAAGGAUACAGAUAAUGAACCAUUUGAUUCAAAUGUGAGGAGACCAGACUACGGGACGGCCUACCAGUACGUGUCCCCCUUCUUCUCCAAGAGCAACAGCUUUGUGAUGCUGAAGCAGAUCAACGACGACUUCUCUUGCAACAAAGAUGCAAAGAUUCACGCUGAGUACAUUAUCCGGGGGAAUGAGUUGAACGACGGACAGACGGUCCUCGACUUCUUCUACCUGGUGCUGUCCAAAGGUUCAAUAGUGCGUCAUGACCGUGUCCCAGUGACUGUCAAAGCAGGAGCUUUAAACAAAGGAGAGUUGAGAAUAACUCUGAACCAGGUGUUAGACCUGGCGCCAUAUGCUCAGGUGGUGGUUUACACCCUGAUGCCCACUGGAGAGUUGGUUGCCGACAGCCAGGACUUCCCCAUCCAGCUCUGCUUAAAAAACCAGGUGUCGCUGAAGUUCUCCUCCCUGCAGGUGCUUCCUGCAGAGAAGACCACCCUGACCCUGAAGGCCUCUCCAAAGUCCCUGUGUUCUGUCAGAGCCAUCGAUCAGAGCGUCCUUCUGCUGAAACCCGAGCAGGAGCUCACUGUGGACUACGUGUACAACCAGCUAACUAAUCAGAGGCUGUCAGGAUACAGCUUUGAGAUAGACGACAGUGAACCGUUCCCCUGCUUCCCUGGGAUAAGACCAAUGCCCGAGUUUGUUGCUCCGCCUGCACCUGAACCUACACCUGUACCUACACCUGAACCUGUAACUGGCAAUAAUACCGUCAUACGGCCAAAGCGCUCAUUGAUCUUCCAACCAAGCGGACAAAAGGACGACAUCUACAGCGUCUUUAAAAACAUUGGAGUCAAACUUGUGACAAACUCUGAUGUGAGGAAGCCUCAGGAGUGCUUCUUCUGGAAGUUUGAUGCAUUCAGAGACCACCAAGCACCUCCUCAAGCACCUCCUCCAGCACCACCUCCUGUGCCCGCUGAGAAUCAAUCUGGGAAUUCCAAGCAGACUGUUAGGGAAUACUUUCCUGAGACGUGGAUCUGGGAUCUGGUGUUUGUUGAGGACAAUGGCUCGGUGAACGUGGUUAAGAAGGCGCCGGACACCAUCACCAAGUGGGCCGCCGGAGCAUUCUGCGUCUCCCCAGUGGGCUUCGGCGUGGCUCCCAACACCGGGAUCACCGUCUUCCAGCCCUUCUUUGUCAGUCUGACUUUGCCUUACUCCGUCAUCAGAGGGGAGGUGUUCACCCUCAGAGCCACCGUCUUCAACUACCUCUCCAACUGCAUCAUGGUGGAGGUGACUCUGGCUGAUUCAGACCAGUUCACCUACAGGGCGUGUGAAGGCUGCCAGUACAGCGUCUGUGUGUGCAGUGAGGAGACCAGGACCUUCUCAUGGAUUGUGACUCCCAAAGUUCUGGGUGACGUGAGCCUGAAGGUCAGCGCUGAGGCCCUGAAAACACGUGCUCUGUGUGGCAACAAGGUGACCACCCUCCCUGAUGUGGGCCGGGUCGACACCGUGAUCCAGACCCUGCUGGUCGAGGCUGAAGGAACCCCACAGAUGGUCGGCUACAACGCUCUGCUCUGUCCUCCAAAGGGACCGGUGGAGAAGAGCAUCUCUCUGCAGCUGCCUGAAGCGUUUGUGCCAGGAUCAGCCAGAGCGUCCGUCUCCGUCCUAGGAGAUCUGAUGGGCCGGGCCAUGAAGAAUCUGGACCAGCUCCUGGCCAUGCCGUACGGCUGCGGGGAGCAGAACAUGAUUCUGUUUGCUCCCAACAUCUUCAUCCUCAACUACCUGAAGAGCUCCGGUCAGCUGACUCUGCCGAUCCUGGACAGGGCCAAGGUUUUCCUGGAGAGCGGGUAUCAGAGAGAGCUCACCUACAAGCAUACCGAUGGUUCCUACAGCGCUUUUGGGAUGAGCGAUGAUUCCGGUAACACCUGGCUGACCAGUUUUGUGAUGAAGUCCUUCGGCGGAGCCAGUUCCUACAUCUUCAUUGACUCUGUGUACAUUAAUGACGCCAGGACGUGGUUGUCUCAGCUUCAGAAGAAAGAUGGCUGCAUCAGAUCAGUGGGAAACUUGAUCCACACUGACCUGAAGGGAGGGGUCAAUGAUGAAGUGACUCUGACGGCGUACGUUGCUGCUGCCAUGCUGGAGCUAGAUGGAAACUCCACGGAUCCUGUGGUUGAGAGCUGUCUGAAGUGCCUGACGGCCGCUGUGAACGGGCAGCUGGAUAACCUAUAUACCGUUGCCCUGCUGUCCUACACCUUCAGCCUGGCUGGGGACCAAGAGAUGAGGAGCAAGCUCAUCACCCAUCUGGACCAGAAGGCCAUCACAGACGGAGGAAGCCGACACUGGGAGUAUAGCUCCGGUUCAGACUCCCUGAAUAUAGAGCUGACCUCCUACGUGCUGCUGAGUCUGCUCACCUCUCCACCCCUGGAGAACUUUGGUUUGGAUUACUGCUCCGGCAUCGUCCGCUGGCUCGUUCAAGUGCAGAACCCCUUCGGCGGGUUCUCCUCCACACAGGACACAGUGGUGGCCCUCGAGGCUCUGGCCAAAUAUGCCGCCGCCACCUACAGUCCACAGUCCACCACCACGGUGACGGUGACGUCUUCAGGAGGCCUGAAUAAAGUGUUUGUGGUGAAUCAAGACAACAGGCUGCUGUACCAGGAGGAGCAGCUCAGUGAGGUCCCAGGGGAUUACAACAUCACAGCUAAGGGUCAGAGCUGUGUGCUGACUCAGAUCUCCCUGUUCUACAACAUCCCACCUCCUAAGGGCUUCUCUGCCUUCGUCAUCACCACCAGCACCUUGGCUAAAUGCAACGCCGCCCGGCCUCAGCUCAUCCUCUACGUGACGGUCAGGUAUCGUGGCAGUAGAGAGGAAACCAACAUGGUCCUCAUCGACAUCAAGCUGCUGUCGGGAUAUGUUCUGGAUGGGAGCUCUCUGGAUCAGCUGAAGAAAGACAGCUCAGUGAAGCGAGUGGACGCAGACGCAGGACACAUCAGCAUCUACCUGGACGGGCUGAAGAAGGAGCAGACCCAGAUGUACAGCGUGACUCUGGAGGAUGAUCAGCACGUCAGGAAUCUGAAACCAGCGGUUGUUAAAGUCUACGACUACUACCAGACCAGUGACAAGGGCGUGACCGAAUACACAUCCCCCUGUGCAGCGAGUGACAACGGCAACUAGGCGUGCGUUCUGAUCUGAGCCGACGCGUUGCUGACGGAGGAAUCCCUGAAAGCAUGUCUAGGCGUUUGUGUCUGCUCCUUUUGAAACUCCUCACCGUUUAAACGUGUUUUGUUGAGGUCGUGUUUCACUUUAAAACCUUUUUUACUUUGUGGGAUUUGGAUGGUUUUGCCGUUAACAUGGUGGCUCUGUUGUGACUAGUAGCUUUAUUAGAAUAAACAAAGUGAUGCUAAAUAAAAACAAAACAGACUGAUAGUUUUUUUAAUAGAUUUGACAAAAAUCCACAUAAUUCAUACAUGAGACAUACAGGGUACCAGUAACAGUGUGUGGUCCGAGUACUUCUUGUGACAAUGUGUGUGUGUGUGUGUCUGGUGGGCGCUUUGGGGGUGUGGUUUAUUCUGUUUACAUGUACCUGCUGAUGAGUUCUGUAGAUUUAUUCACCACCAUACUGUUCAAGAUGUAACUGGCAGUAAAAGUGUGAAACAAAGUAAA
Messenger RNA from Nothobranchius furzeri (turquoise killifish), 5659 nucleotides. It is a transcript of the gene a2m1, whose product is annotated as alpha-2-macroglobulin. The record is from RefSeq and is a predicted model, not a curated record. Gene Ontology annotation, cellular component: extracellular region. Gene Ontology annotation, molecular function: endopeptidase inhibitor activity. Lineage: Eukaryota; Metazoa; Chordata; Actinopteri; Cyprinodontiformes; Nothobranchiidae.